CCAUGUUACAUGUUGCUCUGGUCGUGAAUCUCUUGAGAGGAACGGACGAUUUAGAACAAGUAUGGAUGGCCAUGAUGGUGGCAGAUUACUGUUCAGGGCUUGCAGUUCAAUUUCUUUACGAACAAAUGCCAACAACAAAACAGACGAUCUCCUUCGUCAAAGUUAUCAAGGACGCCGUCACCCGCGAAACAGUGGAGGAAGAAACGCCAGUCAUCACCGCAUCACAAAGCAGGAAAAUCAAGAGUAGCUUCUUUACUGAACUAGGAUCCAUCUGGCAUCAACAAAGCGAGGCAGUAAACAUCAUCAGGGAAGCGCUCAAAGGUAAUGAAUCGACACAUGACGCGCAAGACAGACCAGAAGCAGUAGAAGAUCUCAUUAUCAACAACUGCAGGAGCGAAGGAAUCCACUCCAAAAAAAUCGGUAUCGCAAAAGAGCCAACGAAUGACAUCCUACUGGUAUUUCCAGACAUGCGAUCGGAACUACACGCUGCUGACAAUCGUAACCGAGCACGGGCAAUAUACCACGAAAACACGAUUAUCG
This is a messenger RNA of Amoebophrya sp. A25, 540 nucleotides long. NCBI's taxonomy places the organism in Eukaryota, Dinophyceae, Syndiniales, Amoebophryaceae. The record is from the annotation of a GenBank genome assembly.